AUGAUUCCUCUUUUUAUAAAUUCGAACGGACGAAUUCUAAAAUUCCAACACAUCCAGGUUUUUGGUGAUGAGUUGUUGAUGUCAAAUCCCAAAAAUGUAGAAAGAGCCAUCGAAGAACAUGCUUGCAAUGCUGUUCUUCUCAAGGUGAACCAAGUUGGAAGUAUGACAGAAGCCAUUAAAUGGGUCUUGCCACCAGUAAGAGAGCGCUCAGCCAAGUACAAUCAGAAAGUAAAUGACGGUUGUGCCCUUACAAUGAUGAGGAUGGAGGCUUUCACCGAGGUCAAGUGCCAAGAAAACAAUGGUGACUUCAUCGAUAGAAACGGCAACUUCAUGAGUGCAACCCACUUGAUAUUUCAGUUGACUGGGGUGUCUCGACUUAGAUGCUUAUUAUCACCGACCUGGCAAAGAAAUCAAGUAAUGCAGGUCCGUAUACCCUUGAUGAUUAUUGAAGACCCUGUCGCUAUGCUGCAAGCCAUUGUUUUGUUGCUGGAAAAAAAUAAACUUCUUCUUGAGUUUGGACUUAGUCAGGCCAUUGUUUUGUUGCUGGAAAAAAAUAAACUUCUUCUUGAGUUUGGACUUAGUCAGGCCUAGGGCCAGAUGGUGGUGUACUUUCUUAUUUGCAAAAUCUUGGAUAUAAGAAGCCAUAUAUAAGCUUCAUGGAUAGCAUAACAAUGGAAUUUUGGAUUGUUGUAUCUGAUCAUACCCACUACAAAAUCAUAAAUAAAAACUCCACAUUUUAGCAUUAAAUAUUUAAAUAAACUCAACAUUUAAAUAAAAACUCAACACUUUAGCAUUAAAUAUUUAAAUAAAAACUCAAAAUCAUACAUUUAUGACUUUUUUUCUUUUCUACCAGACAGGUUUUCUUGGAAUGCCAAAAAAUGGAAUUUGAUUGUUCCCAGAUGUGUGGUUUGCUUAUAUAGAAGCUAAGACUCCAACAGACUUUUUUUCUACCAGAGGAUUAUUUUUGCAACGACAAAAAAUGAAAUUGGCUGGCUUCUAGAUGUCAGGUUUGCUUAUGUAGCAGCUAAGGCUUCACGAGAUGGAUUAUGUACAUAUACACGUUGAAAGAACGAAAAAAAAAAUUGAAUCAGCGCCAACGGCCGCGCAUGAUUCCAUCUAGUUUUUAUC
This is a messenger RNA of Lactuca virosa, 1128 nucleotides long. The record is from the annotation of a GenBank genome assembly. NCBI's taxonomy places the organism in Eukaryota, Viridiplantae, Streptophyta, Magnoliopsida, Asterales, Asteraceae.